UUUAUGGAAGACUCCAUGUUCGGGUAAUCAACUUCUGACAAUGGCAAAGGUUCCAGGGUCUGCUGGCUUUCCAUUGGUUGGAGACAGGUCAUAUGACUUUUAUAAGGAUCCAAUCAAAUUUCAGAAUAAACACAUGGAAAAUACAAAAUCCAGAGUUUUCCUGUCAAGAUUUCUGAAUAAGCCAACAAUAUUCAUUGGAUCAAAUGCAAUACUACAGGAAGUUUUGAAAGACCAUGCUCAUGAAAUGGAACUUGGCUACAAACAAUUUAUGGGAGAGAUAUAUGGUGAAAAUAUCAUUUUUUCAGAUGGUAACUGUGCUGAAAGUUUGAGAGAAACACUUAAACAUUUGUUUACAUCAGAGGCUGUGCAGUCAUAUCAAUCUACUAUUGAUAGGGUUGUGAAAAAGGCUAUAGGAACUUUAGAAGAUGGGAAAACGUUUUGUGUCUAUCAAUUUUUCAAGAAGUUGGCUGUAGAAAUAUGCUUAAGUUUAUUCCUGGGUUUAGACUUUAGUGAAUCUGAGGCAGAGAUUAUUUCCCAGCUGACAACGACACACUGGCACGGUAUAAUAUCUGUACCGGUAGCCAUUAAAGUACCCAAGAUGAGUGAGUCAACAUACAGUAAGGCUUUAGAUGCAAAGGUACCUUUUCGGACAAUUUUAUGGAUUCAUAAAGGUAAGCAUCAUUAUACUCAAUGGAACACCCUUGUGACAAAUUUUUCGAAUAGUCGAGCCUUACUGUCCUCCGACGAAUCUUGUUAUGUUUGCUGUUUGUUUUUUUUAUUCCAGAAUGAUUUACAAAAUGAUAUGCUAGAGAAUGAAGAUUUGAUAGAAAGUGUUGUAUUGGAGGUACUAAGAUUAUACCCACCUUUUAUUGGUGGCAGGAGGGUUAUAGCUCAGGAGUUUACAGCUGGAGGUUACAAGAUGCCUGCUGGUCAUGCAAUACUCUAUCUAACCUACCUCGCUCAAAGAGAUCCUACAGUGUUUGAUAAUCCUGAUGAAUUCAAGCCAGGUAGAUGGCAUGGCAAGAAUAAAAAUGAUCGUGAUAAAUUGUUUUGUUUUGGUUCUGGUCCAAGAAGCUGCCUAGGUCAGAAAUUAGUUUGGACUUUAAUCAAGACUGUGAUAAAAGAAUUGAUGACAAAUUUCAAGUUUACGUUAGAACCAGGACAAGAUCUUGAACAUAAAUGGCUGCCAGUAUCUAGGCCAAAAGGCAACAUACUAGUCAAGUUAGAAACCAGGCAAACAGACGGUCAGAAUUUAGAGUCUUAGGGAGGAACUAAUACUCAACAAGAAAAGAAGACCUCCUAUUCUUUUAUAUUUUGUUGAUAGUUUAUUUUAAUAUGUAUAUUUAUUUUGCUAUACACUUUAUGAUCUUAUUGCAUGUUUUUACUUAUAGACCCAAAAGAGUUUGGGAUUUACAAUGUUUUCGAAAUAAUUGAAUAAAAUUGAAUCUUCUUAGCAGAUUUCUUAAUUAUAGUGUAGAAUGCAGGUUUGGGCCUCCUUAGAUUAAGGUCACAAUUAAGUCAUUCAAACUCAUAUUAGUUUAUAUCAAAGGGAGAUACUGUAAUUAUUAAUGCUUAUUUAAGUAUAUAUAU
Molecule: messenger RNA, 1590 nt
Organism: Ruditapes philippinarum (Manila clam)
Lineage: Eukaryota; Metazoa; Mollusca; Bivalvia; Venerida; Veneridae
Product: putative cytochrome P450 120
Exons: 9
Coding region: 41-1264 (407 amino acids)
Biological process (GO): sterol metabolic process
Molecular function (GO): heme binding; iron ion binding; monooxygenase activity
Source: RefSeq, a predicted model, not a curated record